AAGAGUGUGUCGGAGGAAGAGUGUGCUGGGAAGGAAUUAGAAGAGUGUGUUGGGGAAGUGUUUGUGUCAGGGAGGUGUCAGGGAAAGGUAGUAUUAUGGAAGGGGGUUGUCAUUGGGAAAAGGGUGGUUAUCGGGGAAGUUGUAACUGUCGGGAAAGGGGGAAGAGGUUGUCAGAAACUGGUUGUAUUGUAUCGGAAAAAUAG
Messenger RNA from Dentiscutata erythropus, 203 nucleotides. The record is from the annotation of a GenBank genome assembly. NCBI's taxonomy places the organism in Eukaryota, Fungi, Glomeromycota, Glomeromycetes, Diversisporales, Gigasporaceae.